AUGGAGUGUGAAAGGCAUGGUGAUGUGUUGACAAGUCUAUUCAAAUAUUGGGUUGAUAUGGAAGUGAUAAAAAAAGAAUUUUCCUACAACAUUUUAUGUGAAAAUUAUUCUGUCCCGGAUAAACUUUUGUCUUGCUCGAUAAAAGCUGAAAAAAGAGCAAAAGUUGCUGAUGUGGAAAAUAUGUUCAUAGUUUUUAAUGCUGCUACUUAA
This is a messenger RNA of Clunio marinus, 210 nucleotides long. NCBI's taxonomy places the organism in Eukaryota, Metazoa, Arthropoda, Insecta, Diptera, Chironomidae. The record is from the annotation of a GenBank genome assembly.